This is a messenger RNA of Exaiptasia diaphana, 6427 nucleotides long. RefSeq names its product fibroblast growth factor receptor 3. The record is from RefSeq and is a predicted model, not a curated record. The transcript has 16 exons. Bases 1910 to 5869 code for a protein of 1319 amino acids. NCBI's taxonomy places the organism in Eukaryota, Metazoa, Cnidaria, Anthozoa, Actiniaria, Aiptasiidae. Gene Ontology annotation, molecular function: ATP binding; transmembrane receptor protein tyrosine kinase activity. Gene Ontology annotation, biological process: multicellular organism development; cell surface receptor protein tyrosine kinase signaling pathway; protein phosphorylation. Gene Ontology annotation, cellular component: signaling receptor complex.
AUUUAUGCAAUUCAUGUCGAUUCGAUUUUACAUCGAUUCUUAUACAUUGUGGAUGUGCUGUUGGAUGCUCUUUUAACGCAAUGGAAUAGAAAUUUGUUCCAAAAGGUACGUUAAAAAGCGAUGUAGAGUCAUGCUACCAAUAUCUUGCGGCGACUAAAAGUACUUUCAAUUCUGUUCUUUUUCUUAGGAAUGUGGAAUAUAUCCGCUUGGGGGUCAAUUAACGACCAUUACCGUUUGCGCUUUUGAAUGUGUGUAAGUAGCUAUUUCCUUUAAUAUAAUUCAGUCACUUUUUAAUAUAAUAUAUCAUGUAGACCACGAGGCUGAAUUGUAAUGACUACUUUAUUUAUAGUGUCAUGUAUAUAUUGGUUUAGUAUUUUAUAUUAUCAUCGUCUAGACAGUAUCAGCUCACUUUUCUUUUUCGCGCCUUGAAGAUCCAUUUUCAACAUAUCCGGCUUCCGAGAAAUUUCAAAAUAACAUUCGGACAGCAUGACAAAAUCUUUACAAAGCAAUUUCUCUAGCGUGCUUUGCAGACUUUUGAUAUUCGCGCUUAAUAAUUUUUAGUGAGAUUUAGUCCAGCAUGAAUUACAUAUAGUCUACAAAACAGUUAUGUUUUCUUUUGCUCUAGCUUCAUUUCAGGUACUAUACCGUUAAAUUUAACCACAGAGUUUACUGUGGCUUCCGGAUGCGUUUCUUGGGUUUAUUAGUGAAGUGUGACUUUCAGUUUUCUCAGAUUGCCAACAGCAUUUGACCACAGUUACCCUCUACUAACUAAGAUUUGAUGAAAAAAUGAACCAAUAGCCAACUUUACUCAUACGGCUUUCAGUUUACACUCCACUAAACCAAGGUGCGGCACGCGACUUCCAAAUUUAUCAGCAUAUCUUUAGUGCGUUUCUAACUUUAUUAUUCUAAGCUCUUCUGGGGUUAAUAUAUUAGCCAAUCUUGCCCUCGAAGUACGUUUGAGCUUAGUUUUUUUGGUUUUUGUCUCCUCAAUAUUAUAAUUGAAAACAAACUCGGAAACAUGAGCAAUCCUUUGCAGCAAAACGUCCGAAAAAAUAACACAUCAUCAAUCAAUGAUAUUUAAACUCGUAUUUUUUUUUAACUUACUAGUAAUUAGAAAAUUAGUUUGUGGAGUAUUUGACAGAUGGUUUUAAAAGAUAUGAUAGAUGGUUUUAAAAGAUAUGAUCAAAUCCGAUCAACGUGACAUCUUCGAUGGUCCUAAUGACCUCGUCAGAGAAACAAAAUGACUUCCACCUUCUUUGUCAUCUAGAUAAUCCAAUGAGAAGUGAAUCUCCUCAGUUAUUUGGUAGAACAUUUCAAGAUUUAUCUGGAGCAGUUUGUUCGACAGUAAUUAACUACUCGAGGUGAGGUCUUUUCGCCUCGUGUCUUACUUUAUACCGCAUCAGAAUGACGUAAUCAAAUCCCUGCGAGAGGUAUUGUAGAACCGCAAAUUUACGAUUAUAAAGUGGAGAGGAAAACGAAGUAGUAAUUGUGGGUGAUGAGCGAACAGAUAGAGUUGCCCUAUCUCAAUGUUGAUCAACAUAUUCUGCUCUGUUCUGAUGCCAAACAUUAUCAAAACAAUAUUCAUCAUUUUUAAGAGUGAUUGUCGCUUUGAUUGGAGUUUUCUGCUCAAAGACCCAGAACAAAUCCUUGGCCUUUGAACGGAAAAGGUGGGUAUACUGACUUUGAUGUCAUUGGAUAUCGUAGAAUAUUUACAAGGCAGGGACACGCUAGCUUCCUGUCUAUUCCGUCACAUUCUUUGUUGACUUGAGCGCGUUGACCCCUUCGUCUUUGAAUUUAGGUUUGACUAAUAGCCGCGUGUGUCUUUAAUCCAAAAGUAGAACUAUUUUAUACAGAUCUGAAGUCUAUGGUGGCUUUUUAAAGUAAGCACGAUUCAGAUUCUUUGGCCGUGAUGAAUGUCUUAAGUGUCGGUAUUUGGGGAGUCCUCCACGUUAUAAUAAUAGCAACAUCUAAAACCACAGGAUUUUCUUUUAUAAACACUCCUAGCUGCGAAUUUGGCAGUCGUUAUGAACCUUUUUUAAGUAACAUGGAGAUUGACUGCCGUACAACAGAUCCCAAGUCAAAUUCAACUUUGUAUCUCAAAGACCGACCAGCAAUAGUAAAGUCAUCAAAUGGAUCAGUUUAUUUAGUUUAUAUUACUCUAAAAUCACAUGGGAAAUUUAAAUGUGUAGCACAAAAUCAGCAAGGACAAAAAAUCACCUGGGAGUGCCAAAUCUUACCUAUGCCUUAUUCACGCAUCCCAAGGCCUGUGAUUGAUGGUCCUUCUGUAUACCCUGCUGGAUACUCCUUUAACUUAACAUGCCGUGUCACACAAGUUGGAAUAAUAAAAUUGGAGUUUUAUAAGAUUACUGGAAGUGGUUAUAUCAAACUACCAAAUAAUAGAUUGAUAAGCAAUGACAGAUCCCUAAAGUUGCUGUUCAUAACACCAUCAGUUAUGCCAAAAACAAGAUAUGUUUGCAAAGCUACUAGUCGAAUGGCGGCGAAGGAAACUGACAAAGUCAUCUCUAUUAAAAAUCCUGUACAAGUACAGAUAGUCAGUUUUCCUCAAGGAAAGUAUCUGGCAUUGCAACCCUCAAAAAGAAAAGAUAUUCCAUGCCGUGCUAUCGGCUUCCCAAGGCCAACUUUAAAGUGGUUUAAGAAUGGAAAACGGAUCUUAACCAACAUGUUUACAUGUGAAAAAGGUGAAAAUGUGAAGUGUUUGGCAAUAAGAUCUCCUACAUACCCAAAAGAUGAAGGAAACUACACUUGUCAGGCUACUAAUGAUUUUAGUUCAUCAAGGAAAAGCAUUGUUGCGGCAUUUCAAUUUCCUCCGAAAAUCGAUGAUACAAUCAAAGAAGUUGUUGUAGAAGGCAUCAAGGCUAAAGAUUUGUUUUGUAAGAUCAUCAAGAAAAGAGGACAGAUUCUUCCUACUUAUUUUAAAUGGUUGCAAAGCUUGCCGUGCAUAUCACAAAAACAAUGUAAAGCACAGUCCAAAAACUGGCAACCCAUAUCAGCGAAUCAUGAUCAACGACCUCCCAGCAAUAUUUCUACAUUUAAUAGCACAAUUACAGUACCGACAUCUGCUCUGAAUACCAGAUAUUACAAGUGUAUUGCCAGCAAUACUCUCGGCAAUGAUAGCCAUGUUAUUGCGUUUUAUCGAUCAAGGGCCUACAAACCAGAAGUAGAAGUCAAAGGAGUUGACACAUUUGAUGCUGAAAAAACUAUUCAACUAAGCUGUGUGAUAUCGGUUGGAAAUUUCACAAGGUGGUCAAAAAAUGGGCGCAAAAUCACGCAGAACUCCCGUAACCCAAGAGUGUUGAUCUCAAGAAGGACAGUCAAAGACAUUAACGAAAUUGUUACUUUAACAAUCGUUAAUGCUACAGUCGACGACACAGGUCGCUACAGAUGCAAAGGCAAGGGUUAUGAUGGAUCGCGGCUUAGCGACGUCAAAAUGGUUACAGUGAAAGCGGUAUUCAAACCAAAUAUUACCAGUCUGUCCAACAUCACAGCCAACCACUACUCCAACAACCAAACGAACAUCGAGAUCACCUGUCACGUGACUGCUAACCCGAAACCUCUCAUCACAUGGCGUAAUAAUAAAGGGUCCACUCUCACCUCGUUGAUAAAACGAAAAAAUUGUGAAAACACAGUCAGAGGUUAUUAUCUAAAAAGUACAUCGAAGGAAACUGGUAACGUGUUACUUAUUUGUGAUGCUGACAAUCGACACACUGGUUUGUACACUUGCCAUGCGCAGAACUAUAAAGGAUAUGACGUAAAGACCGCGUAUGUUAAUAUAUUAACUUCUCCAAAAAUCAUCUCUGAUUCCAAGUACAAGAUCGUGAACAAAGAUAUUGGGCAGUCCGUUGACAUAGAUUGCAACGCCACAGGAAACCCAUCACCUACAGUUAUGUGGACUAAACAUGCUCCCAACGGAACAACUGUCUUGUGGGGAGGAAAAAACGAGACCUUUUCUAAACUGAAUAUUCCAAAAUUACGCGAAGACGAUUACGGAAACUAUACGUGUAUAGCAUCUAACUCAAGAGGCACAGAUAGAAUGGUUGUUUCCAUUAGAGGUCUCGCCAUACUCAAUAAGCAGAAAGGCCCAGAUAUCGAAACCAUCAUUCUUGCUAGCGGAAUUGGAGGAGUGUUAGGCUUGUUAUUCCUGAUUGCUGUUUUGGCAUGCUGCUUCGUGAAUCAUCGACAGAAAAGGCUACUUGAAGAGUACAAAGCGAUAAGAUAUCUCAGGAGUGGAGAAGAUUACAAGCUUGACCCAAACCGCACUAUUCUUGAGCAGUGUGAGGAAUUGCCUUACGAUGCUGACUGGGAGUUUCCUGUCAAGAGACUAAUUCUCCAGGGGGUCAUUGGUUCGGGGGCGUUUGGUCAAGUCAUGAAAGCCGAAGCCGUUGGGAUUUUGUCGUUCAGUGCUCGCGAUAAGACAUCAGAUGCCUUUAAAAGACGGUCAAGACUGCGGAGAAGAUUAAGCUCUAGUCGUAUUUAUCAAGAUUCUGCCGGAAAUGACUACACCAGAACGAGUGUUGCCGUCAAGAUGCUUAAAGCGGAGGCAAACGAGAGUGAUUACAAAGACCUUGCAACAGAACUGAAAAUAAUGAUACACCUCGGAGAACACAGUAACAUCAUCAACCUUCUUGGCGCAUGUACUCGAACCAAGCAGCUCAUGGUCAUCAUGGAGUUUGCGCCUCAUGGAAACUUGUUGAACUUUCUGCGCAGUCGCCGUGAGAUCUACGAGGCCACGUGGCGUAAGACGGCUAAUAACCCGGAUGCUGAAUUCACUUUGGCAGACUUAGUCAUGUACUCGUAUCAGAUCGCUAGGGGAAUGGAUUUCCUGUCUUCAAAAAAGUGCGUACAUCGUGACUUGGCCGCAAGAAACGUCCUCAUUGGAGAAGAUUACGUCAUGAAGAUCGCUGACUUUGGUCUAGCACGUGAUAUUUACAAAUCCGAUCUGUAUGUCAAAGAGACGACAGGACUGUUGCCUGUUAAAUGGAUGGCUCCUGAGUCACUUUUUGAUAGAGUCUAUACUCAAAAGACAGAUGUCUGGUCUUUUGGUGUCGUGUUAUGGGAGACACAGACCCUCGGAGGCACACCCUACCCAGGCAUCCCAGUAGAGGAGUUGAUGGACUACCUGGCUGAAGGCAAACGAAUGAGACAGCCAGUGGAUUGUCCACCUGAAAUAUAUGCCAUAAUGAGAGAUUGUUGGCUCCAUAAACCAAGUGAAAGACCGACAUUCUCUGAACUAGUGCGGAGAAUAGAACGAAUCAUCGAGAAAAAGAUCUCUGGGCAAGAAGCGGAGGAUGCUUACAUUAGUGUGUUCAUGGACGAAGAUUUGCAUCGUAUCUACUACUUGGAGCCCAAGGAAGCUUUAAAGGAUUCAUCUUUAGCAAAUAGUUCAAGGAACAAUGAACCUAAUUCAAUGACAGAGGAGGAAAUCCAAGCUUCGCCACUACCUCCUGUGCCGUGUUUAUCACUGGAAAAUCUUUACAAAUCCGACGGAAAUGAAAAUGAUGCAAACUACUGCAAWCCUAUAGACAAUAACCCUGAAACUCGAUACGUUCAAAGCCCCUUGAGUCCUAAAAGAUCUCCAAAUAGUAAAGACCAAGGAAACAUAUUUAAUUACUAUCAAAAUUCACCCGUAAGCUCCCUCCCWAGAGRAACUGACUACAGUGAAAAGCGAAUGAGUGAAAGCUCURCYGGAGUUGAAAGUGGGAUUGACAUGGAYGAGUCWUAUCAAUCAAACGACUACUCAUUAGGGAGGCGAAAACGCCAUUAUGGACUAACACAGCCUGUUUAUGCCGAAGGGAUAUCGCUUCUAGAUUCAUCUGUGGUGAAAGACAAGACGAAAGAAACCUUCUUAUAAAGUUGAUUAAUGGAGCUGAUAUCUUUGAGAACUGAAGUGACCUCUCCUGAAAUACAAAAUCAUGUUGGGGUUUUGUCUAGCUUCAGUACAAACAACACUAAUUUGGGCAGAUGAACAAAAGAUGUUUAUUUGUGUCGACUCUAAACUUCUUAUACAAUUCUAGCUCUAUAGGACUGGUCUUUGUUGUGGCGAAAUGUAGUCGAUUCCUGAUCGAAUUCACGUGACGUUCAUCUUAACCCGUCUCUUAGUUAUUUCUUGCUUUUACACGGCCACUUUCAUUUUUUAUUCCUUUCUUCCCUUCUCCAUUUAUCUAGAUAUUUUAUUUUAUUAAUUUAAUAUCACAACAAUUAAUAUACUAUUUGCAAGCUGAAUCCACACGAAAGACUAACGCUGAAUAGAAAUCAAGAAAAGUAAAAAAAAAAUGAACUUUGUAAAUAUUACUUCAAAACAAGUCACGUUUAAAUAGUCUUAUUAGUGCAAAAAAUCGAGAAAAUUAUAAAUUAGAUGUUGAAUAAUGUGGAUAUAUAUAAUAAAAAAUAAAAUACGGUAUCACUUUCA